GAAGUACUGGCAGCCUGUACUAAAACUGCGGUACGAGAAGCUCGAUUAGCAGAAAUACGUGCUGAAUUGUUACGCUCGAAACGUCUGGAAGCGUAUUUUGCGAAGAAUCCACGCGAGAGAGCAGUACUCGAGCACGAUAAAAAACUCUUCACCGUGAAUCUUCACAGUCCUGCAAUCGCUGAUGUGCCCGAUUAUAUGGGUAUGUAUAUCUUCUUGUAG
This is a messenger RNA of Gongylonema pulchrum, 219 nucleotides long. NCBI's taxonomy places the organism in Eukaryota, Metazoa, Nematoda, Chromadorea, Rhabditida, Gongylonematidae. The record is from the annotation of a GenBank genome assembly.